Molecule: messenger RNA, 723 nt
Organism: Arabidopsis thaliana (thale cress)
Lineage: Eukaryota; Viridiplantae; Streptophyta; Magnoliopsida; Brassicales; Brassicaceae
Product: copper amine oxidase family protein
Exons: 1
Coding region: 105-365 (86 amino acids)
Biological process (GO): signal transduction
Cellular component (GO): apoplast
Source: RefSeq, marked reviewed
CCAUUCGAUCCUUCUUAAAUUGCACACUUCUCUCUUGUUUUUAAGAGAAGAAAGACAUACGCUUUUAAAGGAAGAUCCUCACAAAAACAGAAAGUUGUCAAGUGAUGGUGUCUCGCGGUUGUUCAAUCACAGUUUUGUUUCGCUUUCUUAUAGUUCUUUUGGUGAUACAAGUACACUUUGAGAAUACAAAAGCAGCUCGACAUGCACCAGUUGUUUCGUGGUCACCACCUGAGCCGCCUAAGGAUGAUUUUGUGUGGUACCACAAGAUCAACCGCUUCAAAAACAUAGAACAAGAUGCAUUCCGACCAACCCACCAAGGUCCUAGUCAAGGUAUUGGACACAAAAACCCUCCAGGUGCUCCUUAAAAUACCAUUUGAUGCGGAGAAAUUUACUGCUUUAUCGCACACAGUUCUUCUGUUUUUCAAUCUCUUGUGCGCGGUCGUUUUAUAAGAAAGAAAAAAAAGAAGAAGAAGAGAAGAAGUUGCAUAACAAAAUCUUGUGGAGCGGACAUGCGAUCUAGAAAAUGAUUUCAGCUUUGCUUUUUACCAGAGUGAUAUAUCGUCCUUUACGAAAGGCCAUGAAGACAUCUCUUGGGUUGCUUAUAUAUAGUUUUUUGUUGUUUUGUUUUGUUUUUUGAAUUGUACGUUGAGACUUGAGUUCUUCAUUCUUUUUUAUUAGACGUUGUUUUUUUCUAUGUUAUAAAUAAAGUUAAUGAGUGAUGGG